CCUUGCUGGAAACUUGGAGAGGUCUCGGGACAGUGUUGGAGGGAUUCGACUCCAUUUUAGCGAAUCCGUCAGAGAUUCGACUCCUAGAGUCGAAUUAUCAGACUCGACAAAGACUAAUGCGAUGUCCGCUGGCUAUAAAGUCGGACUGUCACUCAACACAAAGGCACUCUGAACGUUUGUUUAGAUCGCCGUUAAAAGCGUCGUCUGAGCAUACAACUAAACUCCACCCAAUCAACUUGGUAAACGACAAUCACCUCAUCACCGUUCAGAACAAUAUCAGCACUGUACAAUGGUACAAGUAGCAAAGUGAGUCUCUUAUCUUCAUCUGCAUAUCAAUCACCAAGUCUCACGUGAGCCCAAAGGCCCGUGUAUACCACGGCGUACAAGCCUCAUGCUAGUGAGAAGAUGAAGGCAGCUCUCUGGACGGGCAAGAAAUCGAUCGAGCGGGGUGAGGUACCUAGGCCCAUGAUUACCGCACCUAAGGACGCAAUUGUGCACAUCGCCCACUGCACCAUAUGUGGCUCAGAUCUACAUAUGUAUGAUGGCAGUAUGAACAAGGUCAUGGAAAGGGGGUUGAUCAUGGGCCACGAGGCCAUCGGCAUCGUCGAGGAAGUUGGGCCUAAGGUCAGGAACUUGAAGGCAGGAGACCGUGUGAUCAUCUUGCCGGUCAUUGCUUGCGGAGAAUGUUUCUACUGCAGGCGCAAAGAAUUUUCUCUGUGCGACCGGACCAAUCCGUCUGAGGAAUUGGAGCAGAUGUACGGGCAUCGGUCAUCGGGCAUCUUUGGCUAUUCCAAGGCCACGGGAGGCUACCCUGGUGACCAGGCUGAGUACUGCCGCGUCCCUAAUGCGGAUCUGGUCUGUGUUAAGGCUCCGAAGGAUGUGGCAGCCAAGAAAUUGGUUGGUCUGGCGGACGUGACACCGACUGCAUGGCACGGGUGCGAGCUGGCGGAAGUGGGUGAAGGCGACGUCGUUGGCGUUUGGGGUUGUGGUGCGGUCGGCCUUUCGAUUCAACGUUGAGCGAAGUUCAGAGGCUAUGUCGAGACCUUAGAGCAAAAGGUGCGAUCGCUGGAGCAGGAACUCAGGCAGAUAAUAGGAAGCCCACGCCCAACGCGUUAGUGGC
Molecule: messenger RNA, 1120 nt
Organism: Exophiala viscosa
Lineage: Eukaryota; Fungi; Ascomycota; Eurotiomycetes; Chaetothyriales; Herpotrichiellaceae
Product: chaperonin 10-like protein
Exons: 2
Coding region: 406-1017 (203 amino acids)
Molecular function (GO): zinc ion binding; oxidoreductase activity
Source: RefSeq, a predicted model, not a curated record